Messenger RNA from Parastagonospora nodorum SN15, 504 nucleotides. RefSeq lists its product as hypothetical. NCBI's taxonomy places the organism in Eukaryota, Fungi, Ascomycota, Dothideomycetes, Pleosporales, Phaeosphaeriaceae. The coding region runs from base 1 to 504 and encodes 167 amino acids. The transcript is spliced from 3 exons. The record is from RefSeq and is a predicted model, not a curated record.
AUGACCCCACCGCGAAGCAGUAACAGGCCCAACAACGCCUCCGCCAGUAAAGUUGCUGGUCGUCAAGAUACUAGAAACUCAGAGGAGCACGAUGGAAUGGAUGAGAUAGUUGCCUCUGGCGAUGUCUGCAUCUCUGAUGCCGACCACGAUGACCAAGAAGAAUCGCAGGAAGAAACACAAUCAAAGUCGGCGGAAGAGCUUCUUUCAACCAUGGUUGUAGGAGCACGUAAACGUCACGUAGCCAAGAAGAAGAAAGUCAUCGAAUCCUAUAGUACUACCGCAGAGACCAUCGAGACAUCCAUCGACACUUUGUUCGAUGAGCAUGAAGAGAAGUCGUCUGCAGCUCACGAAGCACAACUCAUACGUCUCAAAGAACUCCUGGAUCAGAAGGCCAACAUCGAAGCAGCCAUGGAAGCAAAGUUAGAGGCUUUGAGAUCAAGCUACGACGCUCACUCGCGCGAUCUUGAGAGCGUGCUCAGCACACGCAUCAUGGAGCUGAACUGA